CCAUGUCUCUAGCGUGAAAACUAUUGUCUUUGAGAAGAAAUAGUCAGAUCAGAAGAUUCCAAACAAAUUUCAACACUGCCUUGUGUAUAUCAUAUAUGAACGAAGAGUCUCGACUCUUGACCCAAUAAAUAAACGAGUGGCCGUCGGCCCUCGGCCCUCUGAAUGAAGUGAAAUUAGAAAACCAGCAGAACGGUAAGAAAUUGUAAUCAAGAAGAAGAUCGAGGAUAACACAAAGGAUCGAAUCGAUGGAUUUCAUCAAAUCCUUCAAGGGCUACGGUAAGGUGGGGGAGACCGAGAACCAGGCGUUCCGUCGGAAGCGUCUGAUCAUCGUUGCCGUCUCUGCCAUCGUACUGCUCACGGUCAUCAUCGCAGCGACCGUUGGUGUCGUCGCACAUAAUGAUAACAACGAUCAUGACGAGAAGGGGGCGACCUCGACCUCUCCGUCUUCUUCUUCUUCUUCAUCAUCAUCAUCCCCCAUGACCCUCGCCGAUUCAAUCAAAGCCGUGUGCAACGUCACACAAUUCCCCAAUUCCUGCCUCUCCGCCCUCUAUUCAGUGGAUAAGGGAGUCAUGACCAGCAACAAGGCAGCAGAUCCGGAGGUGCUGUUCAAGCUGUCCAUGGAAGCCACUGUGAACGAGCUCUCGAAGCUGUCGAGGCUGGCAGACAAGCUGAUAGCUGCCAGGGUCAACGACGACGUCCGAGAAAAGAUGCCGCUCCUCGAUUGCAAGAGUCUCUACCAAGAAGCCAUCUACCAGCUUAACAUAUCCAUCUCCUCCAUGCAGUACUCAAAGGGUGAGGGUGAUAGGAAUAAGUUAACGCUGUCACCGUCGAAGAUCGACGACAUCAAGACAUGGCUGAGCGCCGCCUUAACAGACCUGCAGACAUGCUUGGACGGCCUGGAGGAGACCAAUUCGACGGCGCUGGCGGAGAUGAGGCAGGCGAUGCAGAAUUCCACGGAGCUCACCAGCAAUAGCCUCGCCAUCGUCUCCAACAUCUUCUCCCUCCUCCACGACUUCGACAUUCCCAUCCACCGCCGGAAGCUUCUUGGAUUCGGUUUCUCCAAGUGGGUCGGGCCCUCGGAUCACAAGCUGCUUCAGGAGGAGAAGGACCGGGAGGAGGGCAACCCCACCAAACCCAUUGUAACGACGGUGGCGGAUGACGGGACAGGGAAAUACAAGACCAUCACGGAAGUGAAGAGCGCAUCGAGAUUCGUGAUCUACGUCAAGGAAGGACUGUACAAGGAGAACACCGUCGUUGAAAAGUCCAAGUGGAAUGUGAUGACGUACGGUGAUGGCACUUGGCAAGAGUAGACUAAGAUAAGAUCGUUUAUGGUAACCCUCUUUUUUUUGACUUCCUUAAUUUGCCAAAGAUAUUUCGACUCAGACAAUCCAACCAGAACAGGGAGGGUAAAUUGAGGAGAGAGAGAGAGAGAGAUCUAGUCUAGGAGCCAGGCCGCUUUUUUUUUUUUUUUUUUUUUUUUGUCUUUUUCGUCUCUCCUAAGACCGUGCGCCCAACCAUCUAGGCAACUCACUCGCGCGUGGGUACAGAAUAAAUAAUUCCAUGACCUCUUCCCUUGGGUGCCGAUUUCAUAAAUCGAAGCUACCACCAUUAGGCUAUCCUAGUGUUCGUAGGCCGCUUGCUUUUGUUAAUAAAAACUUCAAAUAAUUUGUUUUUU
Messenger RNA from Macadamia integrifolia, 1675 nucleotides. RefSeq names its product pectinesterase 3-like. Bases 246 to 1310 code for a protein of 354 amino acids. The transcript has a single exon. Gene Ontology annotation, biological process: cell wall modification. Gene Ontology annotation, molecular function: pectinesterase inhibitor activity; pectinesterase activity. Lineage: Eukaryota; Viridiplantae; Streptophyta; Magnoliopsida; Proteales; Proteaceae. The record is from RefSeq and is a predicted model, not a curated record.